Messenger RNA from Ananas comosus (pineapple), 2503 nucleotides. Its product is annotated as glutamine--fructose-6-phosphate aminotransferase [isomerizing] 2. Bases 179 to 2224 code for a protein of 681 amino acids. The record is from RefSeq and is a predicted model, not a curated record. The transcript is spliced from 11 exons. Gene Ontology annotation, biological process: protein N-linked glycosylation; fructose 6-phosphate metabolic process; carbohydrate derivative biosynthetic process. Lineage: Eukaryota; Viridiplantae; Streptophyta; Magnoliopsida; Poales; Bromeliaceae. Gene Ontology annotation, molecular function: carbohydrate derivative binding; L-glutamine:D-fructose-6-phosphate transaminase (isomerizing) activity.
CCUGACACGCCCCAACCGCCUUGUUUCUUCUUCUCGCUCCCUCCCCCUCUCUUUCUCCCCUCGAUUCGAAUCCUAUAAAUCGCUUCGUCUCUCUCUCUUUCUCUACCCGAUCGAAAUCGCCAUUAGCGACGAACUCGGAUUGGGAGGGAGGAGCGGAGACGAAGAGAGAGAGAGAGAGAUGUGUGGGAUCUUCGCGUACUUGAACUACAAUGUGGCGAGGGAGAGGAGGUACAUCCUCGAGGUGCUCCUCAACGGCCUCCGCCGCCUCGAGUACAGGGGCUACGACUCCUCCGGGAUCGCCAUUGACUCCGAUCUCGCCCCCGCCGCCGCGAUGCCGGAGAAGGGCCGAGGCGAGGGGGAGGCGGGUCCGAGGGGGCCGCAGCCGCUCGUGUUCCGCCAGGAAGGGAAGAUCGAGUCGCUCGUCGGAUCCGUGUACUCCGAGGUUGAUGAAAUGGAUAUAAACCUGGAGCGAACAUUUCUUGUUCAUGCUGGAAUUGCACACACUCGAUGGGCAACUCAUGGUGUGCCUUCUCCCAGAAACAGUCAUCCACAAUCAUCCGGUGCAGGGGAUGAGUUUUUGGUUGUUCAUAAUGGCAUUAUAACUAAUUAUGAGGUACUAAAGGAGACAUUAGUUCGGCAUGGGUUUACCUUUGAAUCAGAAACUGACACAGAAGUCAUUCCAAAGCUUGCAAAGUUUGUAUUUGACAGGGCACAUGAUGGAGAAGGAACUGUCACUUUUAGCCAAGUUGUCAUAGAAGUCAUGAGACAGCUUGAAGGAGCAUAUGCACUUAUCUUCAAAAGUUCACAUUAUCCAAAUGAACUGAUUGCCUGCACGCGAGGAAGCACAUUGAUCCUGGGUGUAAAAGAACUAAGUGGUGACACCGAUAAACCAUUAUUUCAUGAUGUUAAAGCACUAACAGCUAAUGGGAAGCCAAAGGAACUCUUCUUUUCCAGUGACCUGUGUGCAAUUGUGGAACAUACGAAAAAUUAUUUGGCCAUUGAAGAUAAUGAAGUGGUCCACAUCAAGGAUGGGAGUGUAUCAAUCCUCAAGUUCGACUACCAUAAUGAGAAGCCAGCAUCAGUGCAGCGAGCGUUGUCUUUUCUUGAGAUGGAGGUUGAACAAAUAAAGAAGGGAAAUUAUGAUCACUUCAUGCAAAAGGAGAUCCACGAACAACCAAAUUCUUUGACCACAACAAUGAGGGGAAGACUUAAAGAUAAUGGUGUUGUUUUGGGUGGCCUGAAGGAUCACAUGAAAACAAUCCGACACAGUAGAAGGAUAAUCUUUAUUGGUUGCGGCACAAGUUAUCAUGCAGCUUUAGCUUCAAGACCAUUUCUGGAGGAGCUUUGUGGUAUCCCUGUUACAAUGGAGCUUGCAAGUGACCUGCUGGAUAGAGAAGGUCCUAUAUAUAGAGAAGAUACGGCAGUUUUUGUUAGCCAAUCUGGGGAGACUGCAGAUACCCUACUUGCUCUUGAAUAUGCCCUAAAGAACGGGGCAUUGUGUGUUGGAAUAACCAACACUGUUGGUAGUACAUUAGCCAGGAAAACACACUGUGGUAUUCAUAUUAAUGCUGGUUGUGAGAUAGGUGUUGCGAGUACAAAGGCAUAUACAAGUCAGAUUGUAGUGAUGGCUAUGAUGGCAUUGGCUAUUGGGUCGGACAGAUUAUCCACUCAAGCUCGAAGAGAAUCUAUUAUAGCUGGCCUUUCAGACCUACCAAACAAAGUGAGGGAGGUCCUGAAACGUGAUGGUGAAAUGAAAGAUCUCGCCGAAUCACUGAUUGAUACGCAAUCGCUCCUUGUAUUUGGUAGAGGUUACAACUACGCCACUGCCCUCGAGGGUGCUUUGAAAGUGAAAGAAGUGGCCCUAAUGCACAGCGAAGGUAUGCUUGCCGGUGAAAUGAAGCAUGGGCCGUUGGCACUAGUGGACGAGACCCUGCCCAUUAUUGUUAUUGCCACUCGUGAUACUUGUUUCAGUAAACAACAAUCGGUUAUUCAACAACUACAUGCUCGCAAAGGACGUUUGAUAGUGAUGUGCUCGGAGGGAGACGCGCCCUCUGUUUGCACUGGUGAUUCUUGCAGAGUAAUCGAGGUCCCUCAAGUCGCAGAUUGUCUUCAACCAGUAAUCAAUAUUAUACCUCUGCAGUUAUUAGCAUACCACCUCACAGUUCUUCGCGGCUACGAUGUGGACCAACCGAGGAAUCUAGCAAAGAGCGUGACUACGCAGUGAGAGAAGAAUAGCAUUCGAUUGUUUCUUUUAUUUAUGAAUGAGUUUGUUCUUGCUAAGCUCUGGGCACCCUCGGUGCAGGCUGAAGUAGACCUAAGUUAGGUGUACUGUUUUGUUUGUUAUUUCUUGUUUUGUGUCUCAUCCUUCUCGACUCUGCUGUAAUGCAUUUCCUCCUACGUCCCAGUCCCAGAUGUGCUGUUUUGAGUAGGAGCUUGUAGAGAAUAAUGCUGUUUGAUCAAGUACCAUCUGAUUAGUGUUAUUAGAAGAGGUAUUAUAUGAAAA